CCCGCGGAGGCAGCACCCGCGGCCGGCCCGGCGGCCUCGCACCCGGCUUCGGUUGCCCGUGCCCGGCGCCCCGGCCCAACACCACCGGCCGCCAGGCCCGGCCCUAGGGGCGCGGCUGCCGGGGCUUCCGUCUGCCCCAGGGGGGAAUCCGGGCCGCGAGCCGCCGCCGAAUGGCUCUCGACAAAGUACCCUUGACCACCAAGGCCAGCCUCUUCCUGAAAGCCCCGCUCGCUCCGAUACAGGAAGUAGAAGGGAGCGAGUGCCCCGGAGCGCGGCGACGGCGGCUUCCCCACUCCGCGCGGGGCUGGCGGCGGCGCCGGCCCGGGCCCUUCUCGAGCGCCAGCGCCAGGGGCAUGCGGGCGCCCGGAGCACCGCGGCCCGCUCGUGCCGGCGCCUGAGCCCCAGCGCUCACUGUCUCGGAGCUGCCGGCGGCAUGAUCCGACGGGCCGGGGCGCCCGCGCGCGGGGACCCCGAGGGUCCUGUUCCAGAUGCUGGCAAAGGAGAGGGAGAGGACCAGGAGGAGGGAGACGGCAUGGGCCCUUGCCCGCCGGCCGCCCCGAGGAACUGCCUUCCCCGCCGGGGCCUCAGCGUCCUGGAGAAGCUCGUCAAGACGUGCCCGGUGUGGCUGCAGCUGGGCCUGGGCCGGGCAGAGGCAGCGCGGAUCCUGUGCCGGGAGGCGGCUGGGAUGUUCCUGGUCUGCCGAGACAGCAGCUUGAAGCGCCUGGUGCUCUGUGUCCACUUUCCUUCCCUGAAUGAGAGCUGGCCCCAGGUACUCGAAUACACCAUUAAAGAAGAAAAGUCGAUAUUGUACCUGGAAGGCUCGGUGCUUGUGUUUGAGGACAUCUUCAGACUGAUUGCCUUCUACUGUGUCAGUAGAGAUUUACUGCCCUUCACGCUGAGGCUGCCCCAGGCCAUCCUCGAGGCCAGCAGCUUCUCAGACCUGGAGGCCAUCUCCAACCUGGGCCUGGGCUUCUGGGAGUCCUCGCUGAACCCCCGGCCAGGAGGUGAGAGCCCGGCUGAGCGCCCAAGAGACCCGGCCCCCAGAGCACCCCCGGCCUCCGGCCUCAGGCCCCCGGCCCCUCCCGCAGACUGCGCGUGUGAAAUCGAGCUGUCGGGAGGGAAUGAGCGCCUGUGGUUCGUGAAUCCCAUUUUCAUCGAGGACUGCGGCAGCGCCCUCCCGGCCCAGCUGCCACCCCCUGGAAGCUGCCCUGUGCCCCCGAUGCCUUCCCCCUCUGACGCCACCUCGCCCACCUCCAGGUGGGCCCCACGCCGCCCACCUCCUCCUCCGCCGGCGUCCUCCCUGAGCCCCCCUGUCAACCCCCACAGCCUUGCCCGGUCCCCAUCUCUCGUCCCUCCUCCUCUCCCCACUCCUGCUCUUGCUUGCCCUCUGUCUCUUUCACCCCACCCUCCAGAAGCCCUUCCUCUCGCAUCCCCGGUGUCUGCCCCCCACCCGGCACCCCAGCCCCUAGGCCCCCCAGACCACCCGAGCCAGCCCCCCACGACAGCCUGCGAGAGGCUCCCACACCCCACCCCAGGCCCAGGCCACCUUGGGGAGGAAGAGAUGAAGCCGGGAGUGGCCCCCAGCCCCCUGCAGCUGGCCGCUGUCCCCCCAGUGCCUGUGAAGAAGAGCCUCCCUGCGGCCCCUCCCAGGCGACGCGUCUCCGAGAGGGUCUCCCUAGAUGGGCAGGAUGUGGCAGCAGAGGGGACCAGGGCCACCCCCCUCGGCCUGCCUUCCCAGGAGACCUCGGAUGGUUCUGGAGACAGGCCCCCAAGGACCAUGGAGCAAGGCCAGGAGGCAGAGGCCAAAGCCAGCGGACUGGGCGGCAUGCCAGAGCCCCCCAGGAGGGUCAGACAACCCCCAGUCCCACCUCCCAGAAAGAAGCGGAUCUCCCGGCAGCAGGCCUUGGCCCUCCGCAGGCCCCCGGAGAGCGCCGAGCUCACCACAGAAGAGGUAGCCUCUGUGAAACCCGUGCCUGGGCCGUCCCGGGAAGAUGCCAGCCCUGCCCCCCAAGCUGGGGCUCAGAGCCGCCACACCCCGGCUGGCGCCCGUCCCCAGAGCUCCUCAGAGUUCAAAGGCUCCCUGGCCUCCCUGUCAGACAGCUUGGGGGUGCCCUCCUCGGCCACAGACCAGGACUCGUACUCCACCAGCAGCACGGAGGAGGAGCUGGAGCAGUUCAGCAGCCCCCACGCGAGGAAGAAGCAGUCGAUGAUCCUGGGCAAGGCGCGGCACCGGCUGAGCUUCGUCAGCUUCACCAGCGUCUUCAACGCCUUCCUCUCCAACAACCGCAAGCUGUACAAGAAGGUGGUGGAGCUGGCCCAGGACAAGACCUCGUACUUCGGCAGCCUGGUGCAGGACUACAAGGUGUACAGCCUGGAGAUGAUGGCGCGUCAGACCUCUAGCACCGAGAUGCUGCAGGAGAUCCGCACCAUGAUGACCCAGCUCAAGAGCUACCUGCUGCAGAGCACCGAGCUCAAGGCCCUAGUGGACCCCAUCCUGCACUCGGAGGAGGAGCUCGAAGCCAUUGUGGAGUCUGCCCUGUACAAAUGUGUCCUGAAGCCACUGAAAGAAGCCAUCAACUCCUGCCUGCAUGAGAUCCACAGCAAGGACGGCUCGCUGCAGCAGCUCAAGGACAACCAGCUGGUGAUCCUGGCCACCACCACCACCGACCUGGGCGUUACCACCAGUGUGCCAGAGGUGCCCACCAUGGAGAAGAUCCUGCAGAAGUUUGCCAGCAUGCACAAGACCUACUCGCCUGAGAAGAAGAUUGCCAUCCUACUCAAGACCUGCAAGCUCAUCUACGAAUCCAUGGCCCUCGGCAACCCAGGGAAGCCCUACGGGGCAGACGACUUCCUGCCCGUGCUCAUGUACGUGCUGGCCCGCAGCAACCUCACCGAGAUGCUCCUCAACGUGGAGUACAUGAUGGAGCUCAUGGACCCCGCUCUGCAGCUCGGGGAGGGGUCCUACUAUCUGACCACCACCUACGGGGCCCUGGAGCACAUCAAGAACUACGACAGGAUCACGGUGACCCGGCAGCUGAGCGUGGAGGUGCAGGACUCCAUCCACCGCUGGGAGCGCCGGCGCACGCUCAACAAGGCCCGGGCCUCGCGCUCGUCGGUGCAGGACUUCAUCUGCGUGUCGUACCUGGAGCCCGAGCACCAGGCGCGGACGCUGGCGUCGCGGGCGGACACGCUAGCCCAGGCGCUGUGCGCGCAGUGCGCGGAGAAGUUCGAGGUGGCGCGGCCGCAGGACCACCGGCUCUUCGUGCUGGUGGACGGGCGCUGCUUCCAGCUGGCCGACGAGGCGCUGCCGCACCGCAUCAAGGGCUACCUGCUGCGCAGCGAGCCCAAGCGCGACUUCCACUUCGUGUACCGGCCCCUGGAUGGCGGCGGGGGCGGUGAGGGCCCGCCCUGCCUCGUGGUGCGGGAGCCCAACUUCCUGUGAGCGGGGACCGGCGGCCCCCAGGCAAUGGCAGGAUUCCCGGGACCGGCGGCCGGCCCAGGCGGGGCGGGUGCACGCUCGCCCCCACCUCCCCGCUCUCGCAUGCCCCCAGGUCUGGCCAUGCCGGGCCCAGCUGGAGGCACACGGACACACAGCACCCGCCACACAUCUGCCCGCACACAAGCCACUGAGCACACCCAGGCUGAAUCACGGGACCGUCGUGAGAGAAAAUGUAGUGGGCAGGGGCUUUUCCCAGGGAGAGUCCUAGCACUGAGAGGCCACCAAGGCCAGUCUCUUUGUUGGUCAGAAAGGGAAACUGAGGCCCAGAGAGGGAAGGGCCUCUCCCGCCAGCUGCAGCACGCAAAGCCCAAGCUUGCCUCUGUAGGUGCACGGUCCCACAGGUCGUUCCCUCUGCCUCCCUCAUGCCCGCCCCGAUCUUCGAUAGUUCCUGGGGAAGGGCGUUGGCUUAGUUUCCCCAGGAUUGGCCGAGAAGAGGUGGCCUGGCCACAGCUGCACCCAGGAUGGAGCUGGGAAUUUUCGGAUCUUCCCGAUGUCUCAGGAGCUUCUCUCAGGGCGUGUGUCAGGCUCACUACUCUGCUCUGGGCCCUGCCUGCAGCCAACCAGUGUCCACAGCCCUUCUGCAGCUCCUGAGCCCUUCCAGGAGCAGCUGGACAGACCCCAGGACCACCAAGCAAGGCCAGCUCUGGAUGCCUGGACAAGCCCAGCCUUGGCAGUGGGGGAAACUGACAGGGUCCUCUCCCUGGUGGAGGCACCCAGGGCCCAGGCAGUUGCUACAAGAGGCACAUGUGGGGCGGGGUUAAUAAAAGCCCCUUUGAAA
Molecule: messenger RNA, 4277 nt
Organism: Choloepus didactylus (southern two-toed sloth)
Lineage: Eukaryota; Metazoa; Chordata; Mammalia; Pilosa; Megalonychidae
Gene: RIN3
Product: Ras and Rab interactor 3
Exons: 10
Coding region: 434-3442 (1002 amino acids)
Biological process (GO): vesicle-mediated transport; signal transduction
Cellular component (GO): endocytic vesicle; cytosol
Molecular function (GO): small GTPase binding; guanyl-nucleotide exchange factor activity
Source: RefSeq, a predicted model, not a curated record